AUCAAUUCCCCAUGAGAGGCGCGAUAAAUUCUAGAGUCACAAUUGCUCGAGCAUUUCAGAAGCGACAGCUCAUAAAAUCAUAAGUCAGCAAUCGCUCACUGAACAUUCUUCACACCUAUAUAAAGUGACAGGGUCUAAACAGCUGUCAUAACGUUCCAGAACUCCCAGUGAAUUUAGUUAAAGAUUUGAAUUUACAAGGCAAUUGGUUUUUACUGUCUUGCGAAAUAAUGGCGACUCCCGUGUCUACGAUAUCUCCAGAGUCUCUGAAAAUAUCGCAGCGACAACUUUUUGCUCCUUCCCUCCAGGAAAUCAAGAAUGUUUUGAGUCCGGCUUUGGCUGAAAAUUUUUCCGAGGUCUCAAUUGAAGUCGUUGAUUGCCCGGAUUUGACUCAACAACCGUUUACACUCGCUGCGGCAGGUCUUGGAGGUAGCAAGACUAUUUUGGAAGUGGGUGGACCUUCAUUUUUACUCCCCAGUGUCCAGCGAGAUAAAGUUUAUGAAUUGAAAUCAAUAUUAAACCGCAUAAAUAAUGGAAAAAUGGAAAAAAAAGGAUUUGUUAUCGGGGCCGGUGCCGGGCCGUGGCCUAGACUCUCUAGAAAUUGUGAAAUGAUGAUGAAUGUUAUCGUAUCUCCAACCGACUUGAAAAAUGAGACUCGAUUAUCCUGGGUCGGACCAAACGAGAAAUGCAUUCUCGAGGAGUCUCUAGAGAAUGAUUUAAGAUUCGCUUUAUUAGCGAAUCUCUAUCUGAGCGAAGGAAAACCAGGAAAAGUAUUGAAGGUUCACGCGAAAAAGAGAACUGGAAAUUUGGAUUUCAUCGCUACUAUGCAAAAAGCACUCGAAAGUCAUUACAAAGAUAAACUUGUUGGCUUGGGUGGAACGUUUCUUUUGAAGCAAGGAAAAGCCAAGCAACACGUGAUGCGAGACUUCUCCAGUGUACCCUUGACAACAGAAAAAGCUCUAAACGACUGGUUGAAAUUUUAUGACAUGUCUGCACCGCUGAUAGCAGUGGGCACUUUCGUCUCAGCUGAAACUGAUCUCGAUCUUCGCGUUCAGCACUUCCACAGCUUCAGUCAUCAUGGAGAAGGUGGUCAUUACCACAUCGACACAACACCUGAAACUGUGGAGUACCUCGGAUACUUCAGCGUUGCUGAAUUAUUGUAUAGGAUUGAUCAACCGGCAGUUGGUGUCACUUUUGGGAAAGAUUGAUUCGAAUAAUACCUCGGAAAAGAAAAUUCUCAAAUCAUCUCUCUUCUAGUGUUUAUACUCUAAAUUAAGAUUUGAUCGAAUACUUGACAGCAAUCAGCGAUAAUGGUUUUUGAAAUUACAUUAGGAUAUUGUUCUCUCAAUUUAUGGAAUGAAUCUGGGAAUAAUGAGACUAAUUACAGCAGGAUUUUUUCAUUUCGAGGAGUUUAUGUGAAUUUUUUAUGUGAUGAAAUAUAAUAAAAAAGUUUAAUUUUU
This is a messenger RNA of Fopius arisanus, 1457 nucleotides long. Its product is annotated as ester hydrolase C11orf54 homolog. The record is from RefSeq and is a predicted model, not a curated record. Lineage: Eukaryota; Metazoa; Arthropoda; Insecta; Hymenoptera; Braconidae. Gene Ontology annotation, molecular function: hydrolase activity, acting on ester bonds; zinc ion binding. The coding region runs from base 228 to 1205 and encodes 325 amino acids. Gene Ontology annotation, cellular component: nucleus. The transcript has 6 exons.